This is a messenger RNA of Eruca vesicaria subsp. sativa (arugula), 1551 nucleotides long. Lineage: Eukaryota; Viridiplantae; Streptophyta; Magnoliopsida; Brassicales; Brassicaceae. The record is from the annotation of a GenBank genome assembly.
AUGGCCAUGAGGGUAGAAAGGGAGAGUGACGGAAUCUCCGCCACCCCUAGCCACCGGUUCCGUUCAAACGACGCUUCAGAUAUCAUCAGCUCACUACCCGACGAGAUCCUCCAUCACAUCCUCUCUUACAUUCGGACAAAGUACGCAAUCAGAACCUCCGCCUUGUCCAAACGAUGGAAGCACGUAUGGCGCGAAACCCCUUCUCUCUCCUUCCACUGCCACUUGCCGGAUCAUCCUAAUUCCAUAAGCAAAACCCUAGCCACCUUCACGGCUCCCAAAAUGGUGAGUUUCGAUAUGGAUGUUACCUUUAAUAACUUUUCCCUAACUUCAUCCCAUGUCGAUAGCUGGAUCGAGCUCGCUGUGUCCCGCCACGCCGAGAAAAUGUCUCUCAUCAUAAUCGGUUCCGUUAAUGUGUUACCAGAUUUGUUCUUUACCAAUUCCUCUGUAAAUCAGCUCAGCUUGACUUUGGGUCGUGGGACGUAUAAUAAUUGCGACAUGAUUCCUAAAUGUACGGUCCUUUGGACAUCGUUAAGGAACUUGUCUCUGAAGUGUUUCAGUCUGCCCGAUGAAUCCUUAGCUAAUAUCCUCUCUGGUUGCCCAAUGCUUGAAAGCCUGGUGUUGAUUUACUGUCAUCAGCUUCGUCAUCUUGAUCUCAGCAAGUCACCCAAGUUGACAAGAUUGGAGAUAACUGGGCAAUUCUACGGACCAUCCAAGAUUGUAGCCCCACACAUCCGUUUUUUGAAAUUGAUAGGGUCUCUUGAACAAUGUACUUUACUGGAUGUCUCCUCUUUAACCCAUGCUACAUUCAGCCUUACCCAUAUCCGAAGAACAACCACCAGGGAUGAUGAUGAUGAUUUUCAUCAAGACAUGGUUCUAAAGUUGCUAGAAAAGUUGCAAAACGUAGACAAGCUUACUAUUGCACCAAUCUUCCUUCAGGUUCUAUCUGUUGCCGAGCUUCGUGGUCUUCCUUUUCCGCAACUCCAUGCUAAAUCUUUGACUGUUACAAUGAUGGUUGUUCGAUCUGUUAUGCCUGGCUUAGCAAGGCUGCUACAAAACUCACCUGGAUUACAGAUGAUAACAGUUAACACAGUUUAUUACAAAGGCAUACGGGAUGCGGAGCUUGACAGACACUUACGUACGCAAGGUUUAAAUCCUGAUCGAUGCUGGAGAUUUAAAUACGGGGACUUUCCAGCGACAGAGCAGAUCUAUUCUUCAUCAUCGUCAUUUGGUGUUCUUGCUAAGCCAGCAAAGUCUUAAGAUGUGGUUUCCUUCAUACAACUUGUGCUGCAAAACUCAAAGACAGUAGAUACGAUGGUUUUAUGGCUGGGUGGUUACCUUAAUGCAACCGAGUACCAAAAGCUGCUUCGUGUGGUUCCAACAUUUACUCGCAACAAAAAUAUCAGAACUCGUGGUCAAGCGAAGCGGCUCUUUAACGUUUUAAAGAUUAUUCUGUGAACCGUCUGAGAUCUAUGUGUAUAAAUAUUUGCAACUAAGAGUCUAAGAACAAGAAGACAGUGUUGUAUUCCAUAUGACUUUGAUUUUGGUUAUAUU